Molecule: messenger RNA, 1587 nt
Organism: Didymodactylos carnosus
Lineage: Eukaryota; Metazoa; Rotifera; Eurotatoria; Philodinida; Philodinidae
Source: the annotation of a GenBank genome assembly
AUGAGAUUUAUUCUGAUAAUAUUCCUGCUAUUGUUCGUUGAUCGUCUGAAUUCAAAAGAUAUUGCAGGUUGGUUCAACUCAGAAGAAGAUUUCACAGAAUCGUCGGUUAUCAGUGAUUCAAUGUCGCAGUCAACUGACAGUAGAUCAACAGAAGAAACAUCGAUCGCCAUUGAUUCGACGUCAGAGUCAGCUGUCAGUGAUUCAACAAAAGAGUCGUCGACUGCCACGGCUUUGACGUCAGAUUCAGCUGCCAGUGAUUCAACAAAAGAGUCGUCGACUGCCACGGCUUUGACAUCAGAGUCGGCUGUCAGUGAUUCAACAAAAGAGUCGUUGAUUGCCACCGAUUUUACAGCAGAGUCGACUAUUAAUGAUUUAUUAAUAAUUCAAGAGUAUAAAGCUUUAUUAGCUCGGGCUCGUUUACGUGAAGCUGAACGACGUUAUGAUGAAAUGGUACAGCUGUCGGCCGCCAGUGGAUCGAAAAACUGGUACUUAAAUGUUAUGUCGUCUGAAGUUAUUCCUUCAUAUAAAAAUGGCUACGUUGUAUUACAACAAAAAAUUUUAAACCCAUUAAUUCAUGCUAAUAUCAAAGAAUUAAAAAGAAGCAAUAAAGCCCGUGUUGCAUUAGCGAAAAAUAUUCAUUGUGAAGCAAUAAAUGUAAAGGAUGGUCUUGACACAGCAUUGACCAUUAGUCAACAAAUAAAUCAAAUAUUGAAGAACAAAUUUUCUCAAACAGUAUUAGAUACCGACGAAAAAGAAAAAGAGAUAGUUCAGCUUGAGGCGAAGAUACGUAACACAAAUGACGGUAUUUCAGAAACUGCACAUCAGUUGUCACAAGCUGAAACAAAUGUUCGUCAGAAAGAGCAUGAUGUUAAUGUAGCUGUCAAUAAUAUAAGGCAGGCGAACGAUGAUGUUGACAAUGCAAAACACUGUAUUAAUAAACGUGAUUUUUUUAAAGAAUUGGCGCGACCGUUUAAAUGGGUCGUUGAGAAACCGCUUACAUGGGUCGUUAAGAAACCGCUUACAUGGGCAGCUGAAAAUAUCGUUGUACGUCCAAUUUGUAGCGUAUUCAAUUCUGGUGGCAUCAGGAUUGCAAAAGACAGACGUACUAGAGCUGAUAAUGAAUUGUCACUGGCACAAACAACUGUCGGACGCUACCGCCAACAAUUAAAUGAUCUUCAAAUACAAAAAACUACUUUUUAUGCAAAGUUAAACAACUUGAACGUUCGACUAGAGCGUCUGAGAUUAAUUCGCGAAGAGAUAAAAAAAGAACAAAGUCAUACAUCAAUGAUAACUGUUCAACUGAAUAAAGCUGUAGUUCAUCUUGGAGCUAUGAACGGGCGAUCUGAUACACUAGUUAAUGUACUAAAACGUAUGGUUGAAUUUGUGGAUGUUAUUACACCAUUAAAUGAUGUUUACGACGAAAUGUUAAAGAGUAAAAUAAUGUCAGAAUUUCCAGGUGGACAAAUUUCUGCUAAUACCAUUCAACAGGUGAAAACUAGUGUCGAUCAGUUGUCAGGUAUUCUACAGAUCAUACCAUGGGUGGACAUUAUAGAAGACAAUGUAUGUGCACAUCGAGUUUCAAGAUAA